AUGGAACCAUACAAAGAACUUAUCUACCAACUUAGUGCUCAAGAAGAAAAUAAUAAGAAGGCAAUUACAGAUUAUAUCGUAUCUUUAAAUCAAACCAAUACACUUUUUUCAAAAGUACUUCAAAGUCUUAUGGAAACAUCAGCAGCAAAUAGUCAGACAUUAAUGUCUUUCAUUGAAAAACAGUCUGCUUAUCAAUUAUCUCAAAUAGAAUGCUUAAAGCAACAAAACAUACAACUCCAAUUCCAAGUCAAUCAGCUACAACUCCAGGUCAAUGCUUUACAAGAGGGUCAUGAGUCAACCAAACUUCAAUGUAGUAAUUUAAUUAAAGAAAUGGAUAAACAGAAUACUAAUGAUUCUUUUGUUCAAAGUCCUAUAUAA
Entamoeba histolytica HM-1:IMSS is the source of this 378-nucleotide messenger RNA. RefSeq lists its product as uncharacterized. The transcript has a single exon. NCBI's taxonomy places the organism in Eukaryota, Evosea, Mastigamoebida, Endamoebidae. The record is from RefSeq and is a predicted model, not a curated record. Bases 1 to 378 code for a protein of 125 amino acids.